AUGGAAAAGGAACAACCACCCCCAUCAGGGGGUACCCUCGACGUUGACAUAGUCAAGGUCGGAUCCAGCCCUGCAGCUCGCGAUGUGGACCUGGGUCAAGUUCUCGAAACGAACAUCACUCCUGAACUGGCAAGAAAGGUUCUCUGGAAACUUGAUGUCUAUCUUAUUCCCCUGAUGGGAUUUUGUUACAUGCUUCAGUACAUGGACAAGCUAGCCCUUAGUCAAGCCACGUUAUUCAACCUGACAGAGGACUUGGGUCUCCAUGGUACCCAAUACAAUUGGGCGUCUGCAGUCUUUUACUUUGGAUAUUUUGCGUGGAGUUGGCCCAGUUCUUACCUCAUUGUUCGCCUCCCCCUUGGCAAAUAUUUGAGUCUCGCGGUCUUCCUUUGGGGUGGCAUUCUCAUGUGCCAUGCGGCUUGUACUUCUUUCAGCGGCCUCAUGGCCGCACGAUUCUUCCUCGGGGUAGGAGAGGCAUCUGUUGCUCCUGGAUUUGCCUUGAUCACUGGCAUGUUCUACAAAAGAGAGGAGCAGCCUGCCCGGCAGGCAGCCUGGUUCAUUGGGAACUCCGUCGCCUCCGUGGUCGGUGGCCUGGUCGCGUAUGGGAUUGGAUUGAUCCAUAACAACACGGUGAACAGCUGGCAGCUACUGUUUUUGGUAUUAGGGGCCAUCACUGCGGGCUAUGGAUUGGUCCUUUUUGCCUUCCUUCCCGACUCGCCGGCCAAGGUGAUUUUCUUCAACAAGACCGAGAAAUCAAUCGCGAUCCAGCGAACUCUGAAAAACAAGACCGGUGUGAUGGAUGCAGGUAAAUUCAGAUGGGGUCAGGUCAUUAUGGCGAUCAAAGACCCCCAGACAUGGUUCCUGGGGCUCUAUACACUUUGUGUCAACUUUUGCAAUGGCGGGAUUACCAGCUUCUCUUCCAUCAUCAUCGCUGGAUUUGGGUUCUCAAAUCUCAAAGCUCUUCUGAUCCAAAUGCCUAUCGGGGCUGCUCAACUGGUCUUCCUCCUUCUGACUUCGGGCUUUGCCACGCUGGUUCAACAAACGCGAAUUUUCAUGAUGAUGUUGAAUACAGUCAUCUCAAUGAUCGGCAUGAUUCUUAUCUGGAAACUAGACAGCGACAGCCGGGCCGGCAGGAUGACCGGUCUUUGUUUGGGCGCAGUUUUUGCGGCCAACAUUCCUCUAUCGUUAAGCCUCAUUAGCUCAAACGUUGCUGGUUUUACCAAAAAGAGCACCGUCAGCGCCUUGAUGUUUGUGGCAUACUGCAUUGGUAACAUUGUGGGUCCUCAAUUUUUCAUCCCUUCAGAGAAACCUGGGUAUCCGACCGGUAUCAAGGCAGCCAUGUCUGGUUUGGUAUUUGGCAUCUUCUUCCUGAUCUGUCUCUAUAUAUUUUACGUGGGGGAGAACCGUCGACGAGAUCGGCUGUAUGGAUCCCCAAGGCAGUUGACCGAGGCCGAGGAAUUACAGGAUGAGCUAUCCAAUAAGACGGACCGUGAGAUAGAGAGCUUCAGAUAUGUUCUGUAA
This is a messenger RNA of Penicillium canariense, 1518 nucleotides long. RefSeq lists its product as uncharacterized. Gene Ontology annotation, molecular function: allantoate transmembrane transporter activity; dipeptide transmembrane transporter activity. Lineage: Eukaryota; Fungi; Ascomycota; Eurotiomycetes; Eurotiales; Aspergillaceae. The transcript has 4 exons. Bases 1 to 1518 code for a protein of 505 amino acids. Gene Ontology annotation, biological process: allantoate transport; dipeptide transport; tripeptide transport. Gene Ontology annotation, cellular component: plasma membrane. The record is from RefSeq and is a predicted model, not a curated record.